This is a messenger RNA of Manduca sexta (tobacco hornworm), 2158 nucleotides long. Its product is annotated as probable glucosamine 6-phosphate N-acetyltransferase. Gene Ontology annotation, molecular function: monosaccharide binding; glucosamine 6-phosphate N-acetyltransferase activity. Lineage: Eukaryota; Metazoa; Arthropoda; Insecta; Lepidoptera; Sphingidae. Gene Ontology annotation, cellular component: endoplasmic reticulum; endoplasmic reticulum-Golgi intermediate compartment; Golgi apparatus. Gene Ontology annotation, biological process: UDP-N-acetylglucosamine biosynthetic process. The transcript is spliced from 6 exons. The record is from RefSeq and is a predicted model, not a curated record. Bases 376 to 969 code for a protein of 197 amino acids.
AAUGUGCAUACACAACUGUCAAUUUUCGUCACCAAUUCUUAGUAAUUUAUAUAUUGAAAUGUAAAAAUGUAUGUUCUCUGUGCAUGCGGAGUGAUACCGUCUCCCUAGCCAAUACCAGUGACUAGUGAGUACAUACGGCGCGCGAAGCUUUGAUAAUAAAAUUGUGGGGGUUACCGGUUACUGGUUUUGUAGUAGAAGGUCAAUACUUUCACUUACUUCAAUUUACAACAUUCCACGCCACGUAUUCUACGUAGUUGUACCUUCAUCAGCUUCGCACAGAAAAUUAUAAACGCACCUGAAAUUGUUAAAUAUUUGGAAUAGAAUAUGGAUAUAUAGUUAUCCAGUUCCAAGUAACUAUAGUUUUAAUUACUGAAAAUGGGCAUGGUCAACCAAAACGGUGUGGAUGGCAAGCCAUCAGAAUAUCUUUAUCCACCAGAGAUAUUGCAACGGCUGGACUUUAACAAAAGUCCUGCUAUAUUCAAGCCUAAGAUCAGAGCACAGCCCGGUGAGGACUGGAUGGUAGUACGGCCAUUACAACGGUCCGACUAUGAUAAAGGCUUUCUGCAACUGCUCGGCCAGUUGACAAGUGUUGGCAAUGUCUCACGAAAGCAGUUUGAUGAACGUUUCACAAAAAUGAAGCAGUCGGAGGGCUACUACGUGACUGUGAUAGAAGACACUCGCAUAUCGAAACUCAUCGGUGCCGCCACUCUUACUGUAGAGCAGAAAUUCAUACAUAACUGCUCUUUGCGUGGUCGGCUAGAAGAUGUUGUUGUCAACGAUACUUACAGAGGAAAACAAUUGGGUAAAUUGAUCGUAGUGACAGUUUCGCUGCUAGCGCAAGAAUUAGGAUGCUACAAAAUGUCACUCGAUUGCAAAGACAAGCUGAUAAAAUUCUAUGAAACCUUGGGAUAUAAGAUGGAGCCUGGUAACUCCAAUGCGAUGAAUAUGAGAUUCGACGAUCCCUCUUGACAAUUAGCCGCUGGGACGUCCGACCUGCGCUCCAAACUGUAAGUAAGCACGAACAGCCAAGCAAUCCACGCAGCAUACGCGCUUCCGACCACUGCGAUCACGUUCAUUAUUAUGCACAAAAUUUACUUUUUUUGUUAUUAUAAUUAGAGUCUUUUUUAGAAUGUAUUUUUUGAAUUCGUAAAAAGAAUCUCUAACCGUUGGAGUUUAUGUGUGAUUUUUUGUUUUAUUAAAUGUUUUAAAACUUAAAUACUUAUUUCCUAUGUAUAACUAGAUCUAGGUUUGUUAUUUGUGUGUGUGUCUGUGUUGUGUUCUGCUUGGUUGUUUAUGUGAUUACGGUUGCAGGGUCAAUUGUUCUAUCCAUCAAAUGUGGAACUUAUGUAGACCCGUAAUUUCAGUGAUUGAUGGGGUGUACAAUUGAUUUUGGGUGUCCUAGCACAUAAUUUUAUUUAGAUUUUAACGCAGUAUGAUACCAGCUAGUGCAAAUGUUACCUGUUGCAAUAAGCAUAGUGAUAUCGUUUUGUAAUAGUCGUUUUGAUUUCAUGUUAUGUAAUUUUGGUAUGAAAAAUCUAAUGUUUAGUGAAAUAUUUUAUUACAACAGGUAACAUUACGCAUGUAUUUCAGUUUUGCAAUUAGUAAUACUUUGUGAAAUUGAUGUUAAGUUUCAUAAUUCAUUAAAUGUUUUGUCACUAAUUCACUAGUGCUUUGUGUUGGCGCUAUUUCUUAAGUGGUUAGUGUAUAUUAUCACAUCACAAAAUAUAUGAUGCUGUAAAUUUUGAUGUAAGUUUGUAGACUUAAAUAGGAUAUAACAUUUCGUGAUACUAUUAUGAAAUUUUUGUACUUAAAGUUGUUUAUAGUACUUUAUUCAAAAUUAACGGCAAUAUUUUUAAAAGUUAUAAAAUUAUACCUGUUGCUUGUUGAAUAUUUAGCUUUUAAUUUAAUUAAAAGGGAUAAUAUUUUGUAACUAACAUUAUAAAUUUAGCUCAUUAAACCCAUACACGCUUGCAAGAAUUUGUUUUAUUUAAAAAACGCCCAUAGAGUUGUAAAGCUAAGUGGAUUUUGUAAAAGUAUUCACUGUUUAUGUAGUCAUUUUGUCAUUUCUCAUUAGAUGUUAAAAAUUGAUACUUUAUACUUACUUUAGGUUUGUGUUUUUUUUCUAUCUCUGAGAAAAUAACAGAAUAAUAUGGUAUAA